AUGCCGCCACCAGCCCCGGUGCAUAUAUUGGUAGAGUCUAGUAGGAGUCAUAGGAGGAGGCGUCAUAGAGUUCCAAUUAAAGAGAAUUGGUCACAAGAAGAAGACAUAUCGUUAUGGAAGAAUGAAAAAGGAAAAUACAAGAAAAGGUUCUUGACAAGUGAGACGUGGAGUUGUAUCAGAGAGAAGCACCUAUUAUGUUCUUGGUCUUCGGUUGUGUGGUUCAAACAUGCUACCCCGAAGUACUCCUUUGUGACUUGGAUGGCUAUGCGGGGUAGACUAUCGACGGGAGAUUGGAACAUUAAUGUUGAUGCAUCAUGUGUUCUGUGCCAAGAACCAUUGGAGACUGCAGAUCAUUUGUUUUUCAAGUGCCCUUACUCAGCGCAUAUUUGGGAAGCCUUAAUGAAAGGGGUGAUGGAGAGUCAAUUCACUAUGGAGUGGGAAACGAUAACUAGUCUUCUCAUGGAGGGUUCAAACUGGAGUGAGGUUAAAAUCUUUGUAUCAAGAUACAUACUGCAGUCGACAGUUCAUGCUAUUUGGAUGGAAAGGAACCGAAGGAAACACAAUGAACUCCCGUCUCCAAGUGUGGUAUUGACUAAGAGACUGGACAAGAACAUGAGAAACAGAUUCACCACUUUGCAAAGAAGAGGAGAUAAGGAGUUGGCUGAAGGAAUGACAUUUUGGUUUGGCUCUAGAUAG
Brassica napus (rape) is the source of this 696-nucleotide messenger RNA. RefSeq lists its product as uncharacterized. NCBI's taxonomy places the organism in Eukaryota, Viridiplantae, Streptophyta, Magnoliopsida, Brassicales, Brassicaceae. The transcript has a single exon. The record is from RefSeq and is a predicted model, not a curated record. The coding region runs from base 1 to 696 and encodes 231 amino acids.